AUGGUGAAUGUUGCACUGGUCGGUGGUACGGGUAUGGUGGGAUCCCACAUCCUCACUAGCCUGAUUUCCAACCCUGCAGUCACCCGCGUGGACACUAUCUCCCGCCGCACCCCGCCAGCCACUAGUGGCACGCCCCCAGCCAAACUUACCAACUUCGUCUCUAGCGAUACCGCCACCUGGGCCAGCCAGCUCUCCUCCCUCAACCCGACCCCCGGCAUCUUUUUUUCUGCCUUUGGAACCACAAAAGCAGCUGCGGGCGGGUUCGAUAACCAAUACAAGAUUGAGCAUGGGCUGAACGUCGAGCUGGCCAAGGCCGCGCACGAAGCUGGCACCAAGGUCUACGUGCUGAUUUCCUCUACCGGUGCCAACAAGGACUCCAGCAUUCCAUACCCUCGUAUGAAGGGUGAGAUUGAGGAGGACAUCAAGAAGCUUGGCUUUGAACGCAUGGUCAUCCUGCGCCCUGGGCUGAUUGCUGGCACUCGCGAGGAAAGCCGGCCGUUCGAGGCUGGGAUUCGAUUUAUUGCAAAUUGGGCUGGCAAGCUGCACUCCAGUCUGAAGGAUGGCUGGGCUCAGGAGGCGGAUGUCAUUGGCAGGGCUGCUGUCAAUGCUGGUCUCAAGGCGCUCGAAGGUGAUGUUCCUGAGGGCAGUGACAAAGUUUGGAUCUUAGCUGGUAGCGAUAUCAUCAAAUACGGCAAGGAAAGCUCGUCUUGA
This is a messenger RNA of Penicillium digitatum Pd1, 711 nucleotides long. RefSeq lists its product as uncharacterized. Gene Ontology annotation, biological process: import into nucleus. The record is from RefSeq and is a predicted model, not a curated record. NCBI's taxonomy places the organism in Eukaryota, Fungi, Ascomycota, Eurotiomycetes, Eurotiales, Aspergillaceae. Gene Ontology annotation, cellular component: cytoplasm.